AUGGUUAACUUAAGUGAAUUACGUAGAACCAAUUGUACUGAUGCUGAAUGGUAUGAAGAUUGUAAAAUGCCACAAGUUCGUGAUAAUGAAACGCCCAGUGAGUGGAUGGAUCGAAUUUGGCCUCGCUUACAGUAUUUCAGAAAGAAUGAUCUUUUGCCUACUGAAAGCAAAAAAUAUCUUGAAGCUAGGAAAUUGUUAAUAUAUACUGGAGAACGGACUGCAAAUAUAGGUAAUUAUAAUCAUAUAGGAAUGGAAAGACAUUGGAAAUUUUCAUGUUCCGGUAAUAAAUACUGUGGUGUAAAUUAUGAUGAAUAUUUGAAAAUCAAGCAAAAAUCCAAUUCUGCAUAUAGCAGAGCUAGUGUCUCGACACUUAAUUUUAAUGAUAUAAAAAUCGAACGUGCAAGAGAAAUUGGUAAAAAGAUUCGAGCUGCAAAGGUCAUACAACAGAAAUGGUUAGAACUCUUCUACAGACCAGAAGGCAUGUGUGCUAUUCAAUUAGCUCAACAUUAUCAAUUAUUAUGGGCGGUUCGAGAAGAGAUGUGUCAAAUUAACAAUGUAUAG
This is a messenger RNA of Racocetra persica, 561 nucleotides long. Lineage: Eukaryota; Fungi; Glomeromycota; Glomeromycetes; Diversisporales; Gigasporaceae. The record is from the annotation of a GenBank genome assembly.